Vollenhovia emeryi is the source of this 2108-nucleotide messenger RNA. RefSeq names its product egl nine homolog 1 (gene Hph). Bases 101 to 1582 code for a protein of 493 amino acids. The transcript has 5 exons. Gene Ontology annotation, cellular component: cytoplasm; nucleus. Gene Ontology annotation, biological process: cellular response to hypoxia; peptidyl-proline hydroxylation to 4-hydroxy-L-proline. The record is from RefSeq and is a predicted model, not a curated record. Lineage: Eukaryota; Metazoa; Arthropoda; Insecta; Hymenoptera; Formicidae. Gene Ontology annotation, molecular function: L-ascorbic acid binding; ferrous iron binding; peptidyl-proline 4-dioxygenase activity.
GGACAGGCGUGCAAGAGCGCGUCGAAAGAGUUUUCUCUCGUCGAAGAAAUGUCGUCGUCGUCGAUCACCGCGGCGGCGUUGAAGUAAACGACGUUGAAAUAUGUCCGGACCGAUAGUCGGUCGUGCGCAGCAAACACUCGGCGACGGUGUACGAGGACGAUCGGACGCGGUGAUCUGCGCGGUCUGCGACAGGACUGACAAGCUGUCGAGGUGCUCGCGUUGCAAAGUCGUCUUCUAUUGCACGAAGGAGCACCAGAGACGCGACUGGAAACGCCACCGGGAGUUUUGCGCGACUCAUCCCGCGGCUACUGCGCCUGCGGAGGAGCCGUCGCCCGCCGCCUCCGCCGCCUCCGCCGGCGUCGUCGCCAGCGAGCUCCCGUCCAAGCGGCAUCCCUCGCUUCGCGGCGAUCACAGAGCCCCGCCGAGCGCGCUCGUUCCUAACCUAAACCUAAACAGGACCUCGGUCGUCUCGGAUGCAUCGUGGGGCUCGAACGUCACGGAGCCGCGUCGGAGCGAGAAGCACUUGGCAGGUUCUUGCGCGCAACAGGAAAACGGAUCGAGUCAGGAAGAACGGAAGCAGAAUCUUAAGAAGAAAUCCAACAGCGGGAAGGCGAGGAGCGGGCGAAACAACAAGGUCGAUGGCUGGACGUCGCCUAUAACGUACGAGGGAAGCUCGGAGGACAUUAUACUAGGAGCUCAAGCCGAGCUCCUCAAUCCCAUUCUAGAGGGUUCGAGGAUCUUUGACAGUUUGAGCAAGGCGGACCUUGGCUCGGCCGGCCAACAUCGUAACGGCAUGAAGAACCUGUCGGAGAUACAGGAUCAGGAGGAGGAGCUUCUACCCCCUUUUCUACAUAGGAACAGGAGCAAUCUCGACGAACUUCUAGACAAAAUUUGCCAGUAUGUGAUAAGGGACAUGGACGAGUACGGCGUAUGCGUGGUGGACAAGUUUUUAGGCAACGAGAGGGGUCUCAAGGUGUUGAACGAAGUGUUAAAUAUGUACAGUGCCGGAUUGUUUCAAGACGGACAAUUGGUCUCUAAUAAAGGUGGCGUGAAUGACUUAAAGACGAUACGCGGCGACGAGAUAAUAUGGCUCGAUGGAAAAGAGGAACAGUGCGACAAUAUUGGCACCCUGAUAUCACAGGUCGACGCGAUUAUCAUGAGGGCCAAUAAGAUGCACAAUAAUGGCAAAAUAGGAAACUAUACCAUCACUGGCAGAACGAAAGCGAUGGUAGCCUGUUACCCUGGUCACGGUUCACACUAUGUAAAACAUGUGGAUAAUCCUAACCGAGAUGGACGUUGCAUCACAGCUAUUUAUUAUCUUAAUCGGGAUUGGGACGUCAAGAAGAAUGGCGGACUUUUGAGGAUAUUUCCUGAAGGCUGGCGCGAUAAAGUAGCAAACAUAGAACCUUUAUUCGAUAGGAUACUAUUUUUCUGGUCGGACAGGCGAAAUCCACACGAGGUGCAACCAGCGUUCAAGACGAGAUAUGCCAUUACGCUUUGGUACUUUGACGCCGAAGAGAGAAAUCAGGCUUGCCGAAGAUAUCAAAGGGAAAGAGAACUACAUACGAAUAAUAGCUCGUGAGACGUAGAGCAUGAAGAAUUACUACGCCGUCCGAUUGGACUGAAGUUAUACUUGUAUAUAAAAUAUUAUGUAUUAUUAUGUAUUAUGAUAAUGUUUGCAGGAGGAAUUGAAUAACGUACGAAAAAAAUUGUCGAAGACGAUGCGUGUUUGUAAGGAAGUGCAAUAGACGUAAGAACGUACUUUUUUUUACAGAUGGCACUGUAAUAUAUGUGAUGAAUUAAUGUGUGUAGUUGUUGUAAUUUACUCUUUUAUAUACAUAUAUAUGUAUAUGUAUCUACACAUACGUACACACACAUAUAUAUAUAUAUAUAUAUAUAUAUAUAAUUCUUUAUUUCAAUUUCUGAGAUUCUACGUAUUUGCACUUUGUAACCUAAUAUUUAAAAUAUCAAAUUUGCUUCCUAUGUUUUAAAGAAACCUUGUAUUUGUAUCACUCAUUAACUUCCGUUAUGUAAAGUAUUAACAAUGUUUAGAGCAUGUUGCAUUUGAAAUAUUUUAAGCGAAACCAUAGAAUAUAAUGUAAAAAAAA